UUUCUCUGAUAUUUUGACCUUUCUGACGUUGUUUAAGGAUGGAGAAAAUGAGUUACACGUUCAGUCAGCACUAUGAGGAAAAAAUCCGCCCUUGCAUCGACACUAUCGACAAUUUACGGUCUUUGGGAGUCGAAAAGGACCUGGCGUUGCCUGCCAUCGCCGUCAUUGGAGACCAAAGCUCAGGAAAGAGUUCUGUUCUGGAGGCGCUGUCAGGAGUAGCGUUACCCAGGGGUAGUGGAAUUGUUACACGAUGCCCUCUUGAGCUCAAGAUGAUAAGAACUAAAGGCGAGGAGAAAUGGCAUGCGAAAAUCAGUUACCAGAACCAUGAGGAAGACAUUGAUGACCCAGCAGAAGUGGAGAAGAAGAUUCGUGAAGCCCAGGAUGAGAUGGCUGGAGCAGGUGUUGGUAUUAGUGAUGAACUCAUCAGUCUGCAGAUCACCUCUGCCAAUGUUCCUGACCUCACUCUCAUCGACCUUCCCGGGAUCGCUCGAGUGGCAGUCAAGGGUCAACCUGAGAAUAUUGGAGAUCAGAUUAAGAGACUGAUCAGGAAGUUUGUUACAAAGCAAGAAACCAUUAACCUGGUUGUGGUGCCAUGCAAUGUUGACAUCGCGACCACAGAAGCAUUGCAGAUGGCUCAGGAGGAGGACCCUGAGGGCGAAAGGACUUUAGGCAUCUUAACAAAGCCAGACCUGGUGGAUAAAGGCACUGAAGGGACAGUGGUAGACAUUGUGCAUAAUGAGGUCAUUCACCUUACUAAAGGAUACAUGAUUGUAAGGUGCAGGGGACAAAAAGAGAUUAUAGAUCAUGUCACUCUCAAUGAGGCCACAGCAACAGAGAACGCCUUCUUCCAAGACCAUCCUCAAUUCAGCAAACUCUAUGAAGAAGGUUUUGCUACUAUUCCUAAGUUGGCUGAGAAACUAACAAUUGAGUUGGUUCAUCACAUUCAGAAAUCCCUACCUCGGUUAGAAGAGCAAAUCGAGGCGAAGCUCGCAGAAACACAGAAGGAACUGGAGGCGUAUGGCAACGGACCCCCAUCAGACCCUGUAGAAAGACUGAGCUUUCUCAUCGAUAAAGUUACAUCUUUCACACGUGACACCCUCAACCUGACCACCGGGGAAGAGAUUAAAUGUGGAUCAGAUCUACUGAUUUUUCCAGAACUACGUGAAGAAUUUGCAAAAUGGAAUGGCUUCUUGGAUCAUUCAGGAUAUUUAUUCAACAGGAAGAUUGAGAAAGAAGUUGACAACUAUGAAGCCAAGUAUCGGGGAAGAGAGCUUCCAGGAUUCAUCAAUUACAAGACCUUUGAGGGGCUUGUUAGGGAUCAGAUCAAGAUGUUGGAAGAACCUGCCUUAAAAACACUGAAGACCAUCUCUGAUGUGGUUAGAAAGAAGUUCAUCCAACUGGCCCAGUACAGCUUUGUUGGAUUCCCCAAUCUUCUGAAAAUAGCAAAGACUAAGAUCGAAGCCAUCAAGCUGGAUAAAGAAUCCCAGGCAGAAUCCAUGCUGAGGACCCAAUUCAAGAUGGAGCUCAUUGUUUACAGUCAAGACGGCACAUAUAGCCAGAGCCUGCAACAUACAAAGAAUAAGUUGGAAGAGGAUGAAUACACUACAGAAAGUUUUAAUUGCAUGAGCGUAGGCAUUUGCACAGACAAUCAUGCCACCUUGCGUGAGAUGAGGUUGCACCUUGAGUCCUACUACUCGAUUGCAAGCAAGCGUCUAGCUGACCAGAUCCCAAUGGUGAUCCGCUAUAUGUUGCUCCAGGAAGCAGCUUUGGAGCUGCAAAGGAACAUGUUGCAGUUGCUGCAAGAUAAAGAUGAUGUAGACAACCUGCUUAAAGAAGACUUUGACAUUGGCCAAAAGCGGGAGAGCUUACUGAGUCGUCAGAAACGUCUGAUGAAAGCACGCAGCCUCUUGGUUACCUAUUAGAAUUCACUUCAUAUAGUCAAUUGCAACGGUUUUAAUGCAACAAAAUCAUAUGCUCACAAGGUUAUAGCUUGACAUAUUACAUUUACAUUAUUUUGUACAUUUAAUCAUUGAGUUAUGAAGUGUCCCCCAUAUACGCAGUGUGCCAGGAAUUUUGGGCAUCAGCUGUUAUCAUGUCAUGAUUUUAUCAACUUCGACUUCUUAGUAAAGCCUGUUUUAUCCAUGAGCAAUUUUGAAACAGCAAUCCAUGCCUUUGUAACAUAGCGUGACUACUGUAAUUCACUGUAUUAUGGCAUUUCUCAGGCUUCUAUUUAACCGUCUGCAGCUGCUGGACUGAUCAAAGGGAAGUCCUUUCUGAUAUAAUUUCUUUGCACUGGCUCCCUGUCAAGUAUCAGAUCGAUUUUAAACUCUUAUUAUUUGUCUACAAGCCCCUCAAUAACCUGGCACCUCAAUACUUAACUGAUUUAUUGCUUCCGUAUACCCAUUUUUUUUUUUUUACGGGUGGAGAAUAUAUAUAUAUACAAAGGCGGAUUAGAACCCAGAACCUCUGGCACGCUUAACAAAAGUUCUACCGCCAGACCAUUAGAACUCACAAACAAUUAUAUGGGAUCUAUGUGUUAUAAAAGCCCAUUGUAAAUGUACGUUCACUUGUGUCUUUGAGACGUGUGUUGGCGAUCAGCCAACGUUAGAGCACGCUGUCAUCACUGCAGCGUAAAGACACCACACUAUUUCCAGCAGGUGGCACUGAUUAGCGUUUUUAGAAUAUAGUUCUUUAUGCAGCGGGUGAAAACCAAACAGACAUUAUGCUUUCUUCACGUUUGGUAUUGUGUGCCUAUAUAGUAUGAAACAAGUAAGUGAAUUUAUGCACUGUAGUUUAUUAAUUGUUUUGUUAAGGUGUAUGAUCCAUUUAUGAGCAUCCUGAAUAUAUAUCAAUCUUGGUAUGUUGAUAUUUGUUGUUUAUGCUUUACAUAGUAGUGAUUUGAUUUGUGUUGUGGACGUGUUCGUAUUAUAUUCUAUUAUAUAUAUAUAUAUAUAUAUAUAUAUAUAUGUUUGUUAUUUAAUUAAUUUAAUUCUUUGUGUUAUGUAUUCUAUUAUUGUUAAUUAUUUCUAUUUUAUUCUAUGUUUCAGACCACACACACUCAAAAAUCAAUGUACUUGCACUUAUGUACUCAAAGUUUUAUUCACACUGUGGAAUUAUGAUGGUGAAAUAAAGCAUCAAAGAACUUUAAAGCUGCUUUAAAGCAUCCUUAAAAAUUGGUUGAAGUUUCCACCAGUUUUCUUUACUAUGUAGCCUAUUUAUUCACUAACGUGAAGAAUCUCAGGACUUACAAUAUAUUGUAUUAUAAGAUGAAAUUUCUGGACAUCGUAAUGUUAUUUGCUCAGGAGGAGUGUGUGUGUGUAUAAAUAACUUUUACGCAGAGCAGAUCAUUUUACUAACUUGAUUUGAUGACUUAUUUGUCAUUUCGUUCUUUUGAGCGGAGUUAAAAUGUAAUUUUUCAACAACUAAUUUCUAAUUGUUGUGUUAUACGAUGUGUGAAGUUUACAGAUGCAGAAAAUAUUAAACGUGUUAUGUCAUCAC
Messenger RNA from Ctenopharyngodon idella (grass carp), 3498 nucleotides. Its product is annotated as interferon-induced GTP-binding protein MxB. The coding region runs from base 39 to 1922 and encodes 627 amino acids. Lineage: Eukaryota; Metazoa; Chordata; Actinopteri; Cypriniformes; Xenocyprididae. Gene Ontology annotation, biological process: defense response to virus. Gene Ontology annotation, molecular function: GTPase activity; microtubule binding; GTP binding. The record is from RefSeq and is a predicted model, not a curated record. The transcript has 12 exons. Gene Ontology annotation, cellular component: cytoplasm; microtubule; membrane.